GUCAAAUGCAGAUAAUCUUUUAUUUUGUUUUUCUACAUUUUCCUAGCUAAUAACAAAAUUAAUAUAUAACUUAAACUUUAAAUAUUAUAAUGAAGAAACUCUUAUGGACUUGAAAUAAAUUGUGAUUACUGUGAUAUUAUAAAUAUACAUAAAAACCUCGUUGUUAGAGACAUACUAGGCAUUAUUAUCUUUAAAUGUAUAAAAUCGCAAUAAAAUGAAUGAAAAUAUAGACGACAAUGUAGCCGUUUUGGCUAUUUUAGAUAAUCAAUCCUCUCCAUAUAAACAAAACAUCAAUCUGAACAACUACAAUCUCAACGCUCAUCAAGUUAGUCAAGAAGAAAUAGAAACAAAUGAAACCAGCAAACAAAAUUUUAAUUGGACAAAGAAUGCGACACUGAUGCUUUUAAAUCUAUAUGAAACUAAGUUAAAUAUGUUAGAUAAUCCUAAAAAGAAAUCUAAGAUGUGGUCAUCAAUGGCAGAAGAAUUAAAAUCAUUCCACGUAGAGGUAACACCCGAUCAAGUGAGGUGGAAAAUUAAUGCCCUCACAAAGAAAUACAAGGACUGUAUUGACAAUGGCCAAGGUUCAAUUGCAUUUAAAUAUUUUAAUGAAAUGCAUCAAAUCCUUGGAAGAUACAGUGAAGACAGUGGGACAUAUAGGCUAGCAUCAGGUGUGGUGCAAGGAGAAGAAAAUGAGAAGGAUCAUAGUGUUAUAAAUAGAAAGGUAGCUUUCAAAAAUAACACAUCUUUUAGAAAACUUCGAGCUGAACGUAGAGCGAAAGUAGAGUUAGAUAAACAAUGGAUUGAGUAUAUAAGAAAACAAGAAGAACAAAAGUUAAUGAGGGAUGAAAGGUAUGAAAGAAGUUUACGAUUAAAAGAAGAAGAACUUCAAUUAAAAAAGAAAGAACUAGAAAUUAAACAGUCAAUAGCAUUAAGAAAAUUAAAAUUGAAAGAGAAAAAACAAGAAGAAUUUUUAAAGAUUGAAAGAGAAAAAUGUGCAUUGUUAAAAAAGUUAUUGGCUGACCAGUGAUUAUUAAAAUAAUAAGACAUAAAUAAAUGAACAUUUUGUAUGAUUAAAUAUUUGAAUAUAUUGUAUAAUUAUUAUAUAAAUAUAAACAUACAUAUUUCCUAGGCCAACUAUAGAUUUGAUUAGUAGUAAAUCAAAUAUUUAAGUUAAUUUUCACAUAAAUUUCCUUGUGAGCUAUUAUAUAUCUUCUAGGUGAUCAUUUUCAUUAAGACAAUAAUUAUGUAAUAUGCAGGCAGCUACAGUUGUAUCUGUGAUAAAAGCAAUAUUUCUAUACCCUGUAAACAGUUUCACUCUUUUGAAUCUGUUUUUUAAAGAAUUGAAAGCCUUAUCGCUUAAUUUUCGGGUAACAGCAUGUAGUGCAUUAAAAUCUCUUUGUUCUUUAGUCAA
Melitaea cinxia (Glanville fritillary) is the source of this 1411-nucleotide messenger RNA. RefSeq lists its product as uncharacterized. Bases 215 to 1027 code for a protein of 270 amino acids. The transcript has 4 exons. NCBI's taxonomy places the organism in Eukaryota, Metazoa, Arthropoda, Insecta, Lepidoptera, Nymphalidae. The record is from RefSeq and is a predicted model, not a curated record.